Meloidogyne enterolobii is the source of this 887-nucleotide messenger RNA. The record is from the annotation of a GenBank genome assembly. Lineage: Eukaryota; Metazoa; Nematoda; Chromadorea; Rhabditida; Meloidogynidae.
UAGAAAAAUGGGUAUUUGUAGAUUUUUGCUCUCUAGGAAGGAAGAAGUUUCUCUUUUUGACAAUGGCCUUAGAAUUGAAUCUAGCCUUAAAAUUUUGACUAAUGAUAAGUGGUUAAGUCGUUAUGUUGUUUGUCAACGCCGUUGUCUUGCAGAACCGCCUCUAAUUGGAAUUUUCAAAAACGCAAAAAGGCGUGAACGAGGUGAACAUCUUGACCUUUUUUACUUGCAUAAUUACAUUGGAUAUGAAUAUGGCUUUAAAUUCAAACAUUCAAAUAAAACACUUGCAAUAUUAAUUCAAAGCCAGACGCUAGUUUUUUCAUUUGACAAUGUUGAAAGUUUGGUUUUUUGGAAAGAAUGGCUUAAGGAUGUGUGCGGUCGAAGUGCCAUGUUCUUUGUUAGAAUUUAUUCUGCUCCAAAAGAUAAUUCUACGACAAGGCUUUGUUCUAAAGGGGCGCGGAUCCACAUCACACGUUAUGCUCUUGUCAUUGUCCAAGAAGUUCCUCCUAAACAACGAUUUUACCUUAAUCUUGAAGACCUUUCGGGUUUCCUCAAUUAUUUUUUGAACUUAUUUUCUAUUUUAGAUGUUGAGUGUGUUCAAAACAAAUUUGCUUUUCGGGCAAUGUCUUAUGCAUGGAAUCAGCCACGAACUUUUAUAUUCACUAGUGAACAAGUUCCAGAAUUGACUGCAAAGCUUCAAUGUUUGUUAAAGGUUUUCUUUUUUUUCAUCCCUAUAUAAUCAUUUUUACCUCACAUAGAUUUAUUUUAUUAAUUUCAGGCCAAGCAAUAUUUCAAUCAUAGCAAUCAAGUAAGCAGACUUUCAUCACUUAAAAACAGUUCUUUGGGUCAAACAUCAACAGCUAAUCAUCCAAUGCAACAAUUUUUUGCUC